This is a messenger RNA of Hippocampus comes (tiger tail seahorse), 1298 nucleotides long. RefSeq names its product transcription factor HES-7.1-A-like. The transcript is spliced from 3 exons. The record is from RefSeq and is a predicted model, not a curated record. Gene Ontology annotation, molecular function: protein dimerization activity. Lineage: Eukaryota; Metazoa; Chordata; Actinopteri; Syngnathiformes; Syngnathidae. The coding region runs from base 542 to 1096 and encodes 184 amino acids.
GCCCCGCACUCUGGAGUUUAUGUAACAUGUAAAGAGCCAGAGAUUGUCUGGCUCAGCCACUUUCGAUCUGAGAGCACUUUCGCGGGAUCCAACAAUUCGAGUUGGCUUACUUGGGUACUUCGCUCAGGAGCCAAAAAAGAACCAGAGUUUGUUUGUAAGAGCCAGUGUCAGCGAAUGUGACCGACCUGAGGCCGCUAUCGGCCGGGGUAACAUUUCAGAGUUUGCUUGGGUACUUCGCAAAGGACAUCUGAAUUUAUUAUCUAUUUGUACAUCUUCAAUCAUUAAGCGGAUUUAUUGCACUAAAUGGUGAGAUAAUUAGCGGUAGCUCACUUGUUAUAGUAUCAAAUACAAUCUAAAAAACUCAAAUCUGUGGCGACGUGACACCCAUGUGGAUUUGCCACGUGAUUGGCUGUUGGGGGGGGGAUGGGAGGGGCUAAGGCGGAGAGGGAGGAUAUAAAAUCGGCAACCAGUUGUCUUCGCAUCCUUUUCCUGAGAACUUCUGGAAACCAGAGGAAGCCCACAUUUGGAAAAAGAUCGAAUCAUGAAGCUCAUGCAGGAAGCGGAGGACCCAAACCGUGACAGAAAGCUAAUAAAAUCCCAAGUCGAGAAGCGUCGACGUGAGAGAAUGAACCAUAGUCUGGAGCGUUUGAGGUGCAUGUUGAUGCAAGAGCCACAACAACAGGAGCAGCAGGGUCCAGCGCAGCGUCGUGUGGAGAAGACCGAGAUUUUGGAGCACACGGUCCUGUUCCUCCACAACACGAGCAAAGCAACAAAUGGCCAACAACCACCGCAACAUUCCUUCCAAGACGGCUUUCACACCUGCCUGCAAAGGGCCGCCCACUUCCUGGGGCCCGAGGGCAAAAGCCUGUGGCUCGCCUUGGAUACCUCCUUCAUCCAACGCUCCUUUUCACCUUCAUCCUCCUCUUCUUCCUCCAUCCUCCACGUGCUGAGACACAAGUCCAAGCACAACAGACGAGCGGCGGCUCAGGCCCCCAGAACCCCCCCGCAGGGGCAAAACUGGCUGGGGACGUGCAUGGCGAGCCCCCCGGCAGAGGGCCCCUCACUUGGCCCGAGUGUGUGGAGGCCGUGGCCAUAAACAAUGAACUUUGAACCCCCCCGCCCCUUCCCUAUGUAUACAUUAUCUGUCAAGUUGAUGGUGUAAAUAGUUUGAAGACGUCGUUUGUACGCUGCUGUGUAUAUAUGUGAACCACUCGACCCACUAUAGAUGUAGAUAUAGUGCCGCUUGGGAUGGGGAGCUGGAUGCUGGCGCCCACCAUGUGUCCACUUCAGAGGUGAGU